ACACACGUCUGUAGGUCGGUUCACUGUGGCGGUUGGCGGGUGAGAUGAGACUGGAUACUGGCUUCUAAAAGCCUGUUUUGAGACGGAGAAGACAUGGCGGAGGCGUAUGGGGACAGCUCUGACUCGGAUAGUCCUGGGUUGAACCGAGGCUGUCUGCUGCUGGACCCCGAGGAUCUGAUCUGCUCCGAUAUGUCCAUUAUCGUCCCGGAGACUCCCAGCCCUCAGCAUGGAAAACGGAGAAGGACAUGCAACAACCGGGAUGAACAUUCUAGUCCUGCUGCCGUCAGUGGCUCAUCCAGACUCUCUGAACUCACCCGGGGCUCAUCUCGCCGUCCCAAACGACGGAAACUAAGCAACUCCAAAGCAGACUCAAGUCAUGGGUUUUUCUCUGCUCCGUCGGUCGAAGAGUUUCCUUUGGGCAGUUGGCUGGAGUCUCCUCAUCCCAGCACUUCCUCCUCAUCUUCUUCUUCUUCCUCCUCCUCCUCUUCAUCAUCUUCCUCCUCUUCAUCUUCUUCCUCAGCCUCUUCUUCCUCAUCCUAUUUGUCUUACUUAAGCCCUGCCUACGAACGAGACGGGGCUUCGACCUCGACUGAAUCCAUAGAAGACGUUAUUCCUGUUUACCCUUUUACGCAGGCAUCUCCUCCCACCCACAGACCGCUCAGCCCUGGGUCACUGUCCUUUCUCACAGACGAAGAGAGAAGAUGGCUGAAUGGAGAACAGACACCGACUGCGACAGCAGUAGAGGAGAUUGUGAUCAGUGAUGAGGACGAUGAGGCUGUGGUUCGUACAGCGCAGAUGGAGGAAGAUGAGGCUUUAGCCCGAAGUUUACAGGCUCAGUUUGACAGUGAACAGGCCGAGACACACAGGAGUCAUCAUCCUCUCCACCAUCACCUUCAUAGACCCCCACCACCUCACAGCCACAUGCUGAAUCCAUUUAAUCCGUAUCUGGAGCAUAGCUGGAUGCCUCGAAUCCUGGCAGCUGUUUCAGGGUUUGAAGAAGAUUUUCUCGGUCCAGGCACAAGACGUGGACAAUCGAGAGGUCGGAGGAGAAACGAAAUGCCCAGUUUUUCAGAUGACCUUAUGGGAAAUGAUUAUGAGGCUCUGUUGGCAUUUGAGGAACGACAGGGGGCAGUUGUGUCGAAGAAACUUAGUCGAAGAGAAAUCCAAAGGUUUCCAACCAAGAAAUUCCAGUCUACAAGUGCAGCUGGCAACACACAAUGCCAGAUUUGUUUCUGCGACUACACUGAUGGAGAGAAGCUGAGGAUGCUGCCCUGUUUCCACGACUACCACGUCCAAUGCAUCGACAGGUGGCUGAAGGACAACACGACGUGCCCCAUCUGUCGGGCCAAUCUUGCGGAUGGUGUUUCACUGGAGCCGAACAACCAUUGACCUCUGCUCUCCAUUCAAAUUUAGGACUAUAUUUAAAUGAGUUUCACAUUCAGAUCCCAAGACCUCUGUAAAAUUCAGUGUUUUUCAUAAGUUUUAUUUUAUUUCCAUAUAUUUGUUCAUCUCAGGAGCUCGCAGGCAUUCCCCUUCCUGUCUUUUAUAGACAAAAGUUAAAUAAAACAUUGUUUUUAUAGA
Periophthalmus magnuspinnatus is the source of this 1581-nucleotide messenger RNA. RefSeq lists its product as uncharacterized. NCBI's taxonomy places the organism in Eukaryota, Metazoa, Chordata, Actinopteri, Gobiiformes, Gobiidae. Gene Ontology annotation, molecular function: zinc ion binding. Bases 94 to 1389 code for a protein of 431 amino acids. The record is from RefSeq and is a predicted model, not a curated record. The transcript is spliced from 11 exons. Gene Ontology annotation, cellular component: cytoplasm; nucleoplasm.